Molecule: messenger RNA, 1621 nt
Organism: Physcomitrium patens
Lineage: Eukaryota; Viridiplantae; Streptophyta; Bryopsida; Funariales; Funariaceae
Product: protein MET1, chloroplastic
Molecular function (GO): protein binding
Source: RefSeq, a predicted model, not a curated record
UUUCCAAAGGACUGUGACCACGAAAUCAAGUGACGCAGAAUUUGGUGGUGCGCAUGAGUUUCGUAUUUCGGCCAUGAAUUAAAGCCCCGGUAUACACGCCGAUGAUUAGUUGUGAGUAUCACACUAGCUUUGGACCUUAUCCACCAGUUCGUCUCGUGCUUCGUAGCAGAGGAGAACAAAGAAUGUUCUCGAGAUCCAACUCAACUGGAGUGUGAGGCUGACGAGCAAAGGAGUUCCAGGCAUUACUCUAGCACUUGCAGUCCGUAACCUAUUACGCUGAUAGUAUCUUAUGGACACUGUAUCGGCUCAAGGUCUUUGAGCUUGAGAAGUUUUUGCAGGUCGAAGCCGCAACCGUCACCGAACUCUUUCUGUUUGUGUGCAAGCAGGAUUAGAUAUGGCGUCUGCGAUGGUGACAGGGUCUUGCACUGCUGCGCAAGUUAAUGUGGUUGCGAGGGUCGUUGAUUCUCCAGUGUCGUCUCCAACGGUGGCAGCUGUUGGCGUUCAGUUGAGGCAUUCGUCUUAUGCAGGAGCUGGUAUGCAGUCUCUAAAAGGGGGUAGCACAGCAUGCGAAACCCAUCAACGAGGUGGUCGUAAUGUGGCCAUGGUAGUGCGCGCCAUGGCGGAGACCUCUCCUCCUUCCGGGCAACCUGCUGUGAAGGAAACGUACGAGGUAGAGCUGGAGAAGCCCUGGGGAUUGCGAUUCUACAAAGGUGCUGAUGGUGGUACUUACAUUGACGCUGUGGCCCCUGGUGGAAGUGCUGAUAAGUCGGGAAUGUUCACCCCAGGUGACAAAGUGAUUGAAACUAGUGCCAUGUUCGGAAAUGAAAUGUGGCCCGCUGCCGAGUAUGGCCGCACAAUGUACACCAUCCGGCAACGAGUUGGGACUCUUCUCAUGCGGAUGGAGAAGCGUUACGGGGUUCGGGAAGAUAGGGGUGCGACUGCAGAGCAGCUUUCAGCAGAACGGAACGCCGGCUCAAUUGGUGAUGGCAUCCGAGAGAUUCAAGUUCAGAACUAUCUUCGCAAGCAGGAGCAGAAGAAGCAACGUGAACAGGAGCUCGACGCCGGACUGAAACUCUACAAGCAAGGGAAGUACGAAGAGGCUUUGGGACACUUCGAGUCUGUUCUAGGUUUGAAGCCCGAGGCCAGAGAAGAAGCUGUAGCAAGCUAUAACGUUGCGUGCUGUUACUCCAAAUUGAACCAGAUUGAGUCCGGUCUUCAAGCUCUCGAGGAGGCCAUGGAAGCCGGGUUUGACGACUACAAGACAGUGCGAGAGGAUCCCGACUUGGCUUUGCUGCGACAAUCACCAGGUUUUACGCCACUCAUCAACAAAUACGAUGAACCCUUCAUCAAUGAGAACGCAAUGAACGCAAUUAAAAAUGUCUUCGGUCUUUUUGGGGGAAAGAAGUAGGUUCUUAGUUCGGAUCUAUUGAAGCUUUCUGGGACUGAAGCGUAAUGUUCAGACCUACUCCCUUUUGUUAGCAUAUGUACCGAUUAAUUCUUUGUAACAUUAACAAGUUUAUUCUGUUUAGCUGACGUGCUAUGUUCAGACGACUUUCAAAAAACACAAGGUAUUGCCCAAUUGCCUUGGUCACUAAAUUACAAAAAUCUAUAUCCAAGAGUA